AUGACAGAGUAUCUCCGAGUCCACACCGAACGCGGUCGCCUCAGCUAUCUGCCCGACGAGCCUCAGCGCAGUAAUCGCCACUCAGUGUGCACCUCGACUCCUUCGGCCUACCUCCAGACCCGAGGUCCCAUCUUCAACCCUCGCAGCCGCCGGCCCCAACGCAUCCACAUUGCCCGCGUGCCUCCCGAUUUCUCUGUCAUCCGUCGCAAAUCAAGGAGAAGCCGACCAGUGGUCAUAGAAAAACUGGCAGGCCCACGAGAGAACGCAAAGCGUUUCCUGCGCUCCUUCAUCGCCUCUCACGGCGACAAGGACAAGACCUCGCCCUCUCCCACCCGCGCCCCCAGCUUCGGCAGCGGAAUCAACGAGCCCUCUUCGGCCGAGGGCCAACGCGCUGUGAGCUGUGAUACCAUGCGCACAAUGCCUCAUCCCGCCGUUGGUGGUCCAGUCAGCGGCAUGGUUUCGAGACCGGUGCUUGCGGAAACCGUGCGUUCGGCGUCUGGCCGAUCCAUUGGCAGCAGAAAGAGCGUGGUGUCCUCCAUCACCCAGACCAUUCCCGAUGACAAGCCCCUGGCCUCGGGCAACGGAAUUAGCGUCGGGAUCGCGUUAGCCGAGCCCGUCCUCUUCUUGCAAGGUUUUGAGCAAAACGAGCAUUCGGAGAGAAGCACUGCCAUGCUGCGCGGUAGCCUGCAUUUGAGGGUCACGAAGAGUGCCAAGAUCAAAGCGGUGACGCUCAAAUUCAAAGGCAAGGCCACCACCAAAUGGCCCGAAGGCAUCCCCCCGAAGAAGACUGACUUUGAGGAGACGGAUCACAUCAUGAGCCAUACCUGGCCCUUCUUCAACGCUCAAUUCCCCACCGCCGAACACGGCAGCUGCGCCGAUCACGUGGAACUUCACGAGCGGAAAGAGAGCACUCUUCAAGUGCCCAUAAGUGGCAAGGAUGGAAAGCUAUCCUUCGACUUCUCCCGUUCGCCCAUGAACUCAAGUACGAACCUCAGCUCCAAGGACGCGAAGCGGCUCUCGUUGCAAGUCAAUCAGUCCAGAAGUUUCGGAAAGGGAGAGUCAUCAUCUGGCGGCCCAUCCGUAGCCCAAAAAGGUUACCGAACCUUCCAACCGGGCGACUACAUCUACAACUUCGAACUGCCGCUCGACAGCCAUUUGCCAGAGACCAUUGACGUCGAUCUCGGCUCUGUGAAGUAUGAGCUCGAAGCGGUAAUCGAACGGUCAGGUGCAUUUAGAGCCAACCUUGUCGGGACCAAGGAAGUGGUUCUCAUCAGAGCACCUUCAGAAGGCUCUCUCGAGCAAGUUGAACCUAUUGCAAUCAGCCGGAAUUGGGAGGACCAGCUGCACUACGAUAUUGUCAUUUCGGGCAAAUCCUUUCCACUCGGGUCGCAUGUACCGAUUGCCUUCAAACUCACGCCGUUGGCGAAAGUGCAAUGCCAUCGGAUCAAAGUGUUCGUUACGGAAAACGUCGAAUACUAUUGCAACAACAAGCGUGUGCAUCGGAUAGAACCUACACGAAAAGUCCAGCUCUUCGAAAAGCGAGCCGACGGCCCGGCAAACAGCACAUAUCCAGGAAGUACCAUGAGAAUCAUUACCGGGGGAGGUGUACCAUACGAUCAGCGAGCCGCUGCCGCAAGGGGGGACAUGGACAACAUUAACCUGCAAGAUUCUACAAAUCUGCUCGGCAACCUCGACGGUGAGAGCAAUAUAGGACCGACUGAGAUGGAAUUCAACGUGCAACUGCCGAGUUGCCACAACCAGCGCGAGAAGGAUCAGAAGCUGCACAAGCUGCACUUUGAUACGACAUAUCAGAACAUCCAGGUACACCACUGGAUCAAGAUCGUCAUGCGCCUGUCGCGGCCCGAUCAGAAUGACCCAGCGAAAAGACGGCACUUUGAGAUUUCCAUCGAUUCGCCAUUCCACAUUCUUUCGUGCAGAGCAACACAGGCAAACACGGCGCUGCCGGCGUACACAUCCCCUGAGGCGGGGGAGAACAUCCACACGAUGCCGGAGUGCGGGUGUCCCGGGGCACCCGUUCGGCGCGGGUCGCCUGCAUCAUUCAUCCCGACGAUCAACGCGCUCAACAGCGCGCGCACGCACAACAGCGUGCCAGAAGUGCCUAGUCCCCAGCUGGCUCGACCGCAGCAGGCCCACAUCGGUGGACCAACGGACCCACGUCUUUCACGACCCAUUCACCUCCUGCGCCAGCCGUCGUUCAAUCCGCCAGCGUUCGACGACGAGCAGCCGCCACCGCCUCUUCAGACCCCGCCGCCGCAAUACGACAGCAUUGCCAGCCCGACGUCGGGGCUUGCCGACUACUUCUCGCGAUUGUCAGACGCGUACGACGAGGACAGCGACGGUGAAGGGGAAAACGCACGGACGCCGGGGCGGGUGGAUGUGCCGCUGACGCCAGGCAGUCGAAUCAACCGCAGCAUGGACGAGCGGCGCACUUGGCUGCCGCUGGACAGGUAG
Diplodia corticola is the source of this 2472-nucleotide messenger RNA. Its product is annotated as arrestin domain protein. Gene Ontology annotation, cellular component: cytoplasm; cytosol. NCBI's taxonomy places the organism in Eukaryota, Fungi, Ascomycota, Dothideomycetes, Botryosphaeriales, Botryosphaeriaceae. Gene Ontology annotation, biological process: ubiquitin-dependent endocytosis. The record is from RefSeq and is a predicted model, not a curated record. The coding region runs from base 1 to 2472 and encodes 823 amino acids. The transcript is spliced from 3 exons. Gene Ontology annotation, molecular function: ubiquitin protein ligase binding; protein-macromolecule adaptor activity.